AUGCACAUGGUGGAGGCCGUCGUGCGCGAUGACCAGGAAAUUUCCGAAGAUCUGAUCAAAGAGACCCACAGGAUUUUGUGCUCGGGAGUGCCAGUAAUCGUGUCUGCAGACAAGCAAGUGGUCCCCAGCAGCAGCUACGCGGGAAAGUAUCGAAAUGUGCCGGUUCGAGCAGGAAACACCAAUUUCGUCGUUCCCCAGCGUGUCCCUACAGUCAUGGCCAGAUUCAUCACCGAGCUGAACGAGUACUUGAGAAAAGCAGAAGCUGAGCGCCAGAUCGAUCCCUUCUACAUUGCCGCCCAUGCAUGUGGGGAAUUUGUCAACAUCCAUCCAUUCCUCGACGGCAAUGGCAGAACUUGUCGUCUGAUCCUCAACACCAUCCUGCUCAAAUAUGCAGGCAUCGUCUGUCCGAUUGGGGAGUGUGAGAGCGAGAGGAAUGAGUAUUUGAACAUUGCACGGGCGAGCUCGGAGGACUGUGUUGGGAACGGUCGGUUGGCAGCUUACGUGGUGGAAAAGGUGGCGGUCGUUGAAGAAGGUGGCGGCUACGAAUACUGUCAGCUGAGUCCGAUCAAGUCCGGGUUCGAGUUGUUGCGGGACACGUUGAAAGGAAAAAGUUGA
Capronia epimyces CBS 606.96 is the source of this 615-nucleotide messenger RNA. RefSeq lists its product as uncharacterized. The coding region runs from base 1 to 615 and encodes 204 amino acids. The record is from RefSeq and is a predicted model, not a curated record. The transcript has 2 exons. NCBI's taxonomy places the organism in Eukaryota, Fungi, Ascomycota, Eurotiomycetes, Chaetothyriales, Herpotrichiellaceae.